Molecule: messenger RNA, 1614 nt
Organism: Thamnophis elegans (Western terrestrial garter snake)
Lineage: Eukaryota; Metazoa; Chordata; Lepidosauria; Squamata; Natricidae
Gene: MYMK
Product: myomaker, myoblast fusion factor
Exons: 6
Coding region: 812-1474 (220 amino acids)
Cellular component (GO): plasma membrane
Source: RefSeq, a predicted model, not a curated record
GUGAGCAGGCGAGGCGAGGGGAGCCCGGGCGGAGUGCCUCCCGUCUUGCGAGCUGAGCUGCCGGGUCGGGCCGGGCGAUGGCGGUGCGGCUGGUGCUGGCUGGGGCGCUGGCAGUGGCAGCGGCGGGGCUGGCGGUGCCCCAGGAGAGCCGGCCGGCCCUGGAGAGCCUGCUGCCCGCGGCCGGAGCGCGCUUUGGCUGGACGAACCUCAGCUGCCCCGCCUGCAGGCUGCUCUUCACUGCCCUGGACGCCAGCAUGCAGGGUGGAGUCUGGUACUUUGCAGCAGCAGGCCCCUGAAGGGGCCAGGAAGCAGCUUUGACAAGGUGGGAGAGCAUCUGGUACUUUAGGGCCAGGCAUCUGGGAACAAUGUGCCUGGGAGUCCAUCCUCAACAACCCCUCCCAAAGCCUCCUUGGAGAAGGACCCUCCCCAGAUCAAAUCCCCUUCUGCCCUGGGCCAGAUCCUGGAUCCCUCCUCCCCCCACAUCUGCCCCAGUGUUCAGUCAACGACCAAGAGUGAUGUCCUCCUCCUCCUCCUCCUCCUCCUCCUCCUCCUCCCCAUUUGCCUUUCUCAGGAGUUGCUCCAAAGACAGCUGGCUCCUCCUGGGAGAUGGAAGGGACCAUUUGUUCAAGUGGAACCCAAGAACAGGAGCAGCUGGUGGGCUCCCUGCAGCUGUUCUCCAUCGAAGAACAGAAGGGACAGGGAGGCCUCUGUCCUCGGUCCCAGCUGCCCUCUCUCCCACACACCCAGGGUCUGCCCUUGGCUCCCCAGUCUCCCGGGCAGUCCUCAGGGGGAAGGAGCUGCUCUCCUCCCAAUGGGCUCUUUAGCUGCCAAGUUCCUCCUGCCCACCGUCAGCAGCCUGGCUUUCCUCCCCACCAUCAGCAUCGCAGCCAAGAGGCAGUUUCACAUGGAGGCCAUGGUCUACUUCUUCACCAUGUUCUUUCUCUUGGUCUGCCACACCUGCGAGGGCCCCGGGCUCAUCUUCCUUUGUUUCAUGAAGUACGAUCUGCUGCAAUACUUCAGCAUCUUUGGAACCGCCUUAUCCAUGUGGGUCUCGCUGAUAGCUCUGGCAGAGUUUGAUGAGCCCAAACGAUCAACCUUGGUGAUGUUUGGAGUGCUUACCAUAGCUGUCAGGAUCUACCAUGACCGAUGGGGAUACGGUGUCUACUCUGGACCAAUCGGCACAGCAGUUCUCGCCAUAACUGUCAAAUGGCUGCAAAAGAUGAAGGAGAAGAAAGGGCUGUAUCCAGAUAAGAGCGUCUACACUCAGCAGGUGGGGCCUGGCUUCUGCUUUGGGGCCCUGGCUUUGAUGCUGAGAUUUUUCUUUGAGGACUGGGAUUACACCUACGUGCAUAGCUUCUACCACUGUGCUCUGGCCAUGUCUUUUGUCCUCCUCCUGCCCAAAGUGAACAAGAAAGCAGGCAACGGGGGAGCCCCUGCGAAACUGGACUGCUCCACUCUCUGCUGCUAUGUAUGAGGACUCGGCCCCUGGCGUGAAGGAUCAAAGGACUUUUUCCAGGCCUGUAGAUGCAGCUAAAAGCCAUGGGCUUUCUGAGUUUUUCUUUUGAAGACAUUUUGCUUCUCAUCCAAGAAGCUUCUUCAGCACUGACAGGAUCA